Messenger RNA from Homalodisca vitripennis (glassy-winged sharpshooter), 3460 nucleotides. Its product is annotated as ceramide kinase. The transcript has 8 exons. Bases 112 to 1611 code for a protein of 499 amino acids. Lineage: Eukaryota; Metazoa; Arthropoda; Insecta; Hemiptera; Cicadellidae. The record is from RefSeq and is a predicted model, not a curated record. Gene Ontology annotation, molecular function: kinase activity.
AAGAUGAGGUCUCUGAUCAUGUGGAAAUGGAAACACCAUUUCACAGGUUUAAAAACAUGAUAGUGACAGUUUCAGUGACAGACCAAGUGAAGCAAUGGAUGGCUUGAGGCCAUGGAAUCAUCUAAUGACUCGAUUUGGGAUAUUGUGCUACUUAACACUUUUAUUAUUAGCAAGAAAAAAUUCAAAGUUUAUUUUCAUCGAAAAACUCUUAUAUGGGAAAGAGAGACUCCACCUCAUUCUCGGACCAGCCUUCCAGUGAAUGAUAUAAUUGCAGUCAAAUAUCUUCAUAACUCCGAUCAAUCAUGCUGCUGCAACGUUGAUAAUGGUGUGGAGUCAACACACCAAGUGUUUACAGUACAUUUUGUAGUCCAAGAGAAACAGAACCAGUGGAAAUAUAAAAGAGUUGACCUCGAGAGCUCAGACCAUCGACAAGUUACUACAUGGGUCACUACUCUUGACAGCAUGCUCACAGAACUGAAGCACAGGCCAAAGCACUUGCUUAUGUUUGUUAACCCAUUUGGUGGAAGAAAAAGAGGGCUCAGGAUUUAUAAAGAGGUUGUAAAGCCUCUGAUGGAUAUCGCAGGAGUGAAGGUGGAUUUGACAAUAACACAACGGUCGAACCAUGCACGAGACAUUCUCUUGGAAGACAACCUGACAGAGUACGAUGGUGUGGUUUGUGUCGGUGGUGACGGCACGUUCUCUGAGAUCAUGAAUGGACUGAUCACACGCACUGCACGGGAUAAUGGUGUGGACCCUAAUAAUGUGGCUUGUGAUCUCCCCAAGCCCAACCUGCGGGUGGGAAUUAUUCCUGGUGGAAGCACUGAUACUGUGGCUUACUGCAUUCAUGGCACCACAGACAUACAGACCGCUGUCAUCCACAUCAUAAUCGGUGAAAGUGCUGGUUUGGAUGUAAGUAGUGUACACAACCAAACCACCUUGCUGUGCUACUAUGCCAGUGUCAUCUCCUAUGGGUACCUAGGUGACAUUAUACGGGAUAGUGACAACUUCCGAUGGAUGGGUCCUAAACGUUAUGAUUUCUCAGGUAUGAAGAAGUUUCUGGCUAAUCAAGGUUAUGAAGUAGAAAUCAAGUUAGCCGUAAACUCAAGCAAAACUGAAGAAGAUUCUAAAUGUUUAAAAGACUGCAAGCGCUGUGCAUCACAGAAAGAUUUAACUUCAGAUGAAUCCUCAGUUCAAGAAUGGAAGGUUAUCCAAGGCAAGUUUCUGAUGGUGAACGGUGCCAACCUUAGUUGUGCCUGCCCCCGCAGUCCUAACGGCAUCUCCCCCUAUACUCACAUGGGAGAUGGCUGCUUGGAUGUGGUGCUUGUUAAGCAUACUUCCAUUUUAAAUAAUCUCAGACUACUUCUUACGCUUUCCAGUAGAUUGAAAUCUAUUUAUGACCUGCCUUUUGUGGACGUACAUCGAACUACUCAGUUUUCAGUGAAAGCAGUGUCCAGGGAGGCCACGGAUGUCUCUGUCUGGAACUGUGAUGGAGAAGUGCUUGUUGAUACUUCCAUUUUUAUAAGAGCACAUUGUCAACUUCUGCAGAUAUUUUUCCGAGGUGUUGAACCAUGCUUGGAAGAAGAGAAUCCUCGGUGUUUUUGUUUUUUAUAGUUAAUAAUGACGAAGCGCAUACAUAAAUAAUUUUCUUUGUUAAAAUGUCACCAGGUUAUUGGUUUUUAUAAUUGUUAUUGAUUUUUACAUAAAUUCUGAAUUGUAAGACUUGAAAUACAGAUAUGCGUAUAUAUUUUUAUAUAAUGAUACUGUCGGUAGGGUUAAAUAUUACAGUGUGAUUUAAUUUCUGGCUGUGUAUUUAAUAUUUGUUAUUACGAAUUAGGCCUAUAAAAAUUCCAAUGGUUUAGGCUCCUUUGUUAUUUAUUGUUAAUUAAAUGUAUAGAUUUUAUGUUCCAUGUUUAAGAUUAGUUUUAAAUUAUCUAUUUUAUAUAUUAAUUUAAGUGUUGCCAAUGUAUUAUUACUGACUAGUACAAUAUUAUGUACAAUUGCCAUGUUGGUUGAUUUGGGCUGGUAUUUUCAAAUCAAAUCUUCAUAUUAAAAAUAACUUAUUAUGUCAUAGUUUUAUGACAUGUCGUUCAAGACUACAUUUAAAGAAUUUGAUCUGUAAAGUAAAAUGUUGACUUUGGUACCUGCAUUUGCUACAUAACUAAAAUGUGUCUGAAAAGUAUAGGUUAGUUAUCCCUUAUUACUUGGAGUUUUAAUAUCAGUAUUUGAGAUUUUAGUCCUUAUCAAUACUAAAUAAUUCAAUACUUCACUAUUAUCAGAACUAAAAAGAAACACAUUUUCAAAUAUAUUUUUUUAUUGAAAUUUGGUUUAUAUUCAUGUUCUGAAAAAUAAGUUUUCUUAUCAUACUUUUUAUAAGGUUUCAUGAAUGCUUUAUUAUAGUUACAAGUGUGAAUCAUAAAUAAAAAUAAUUGGCAUGUAUUCCUUAUCAUUGAUUAUAAUUAUUUCCAGUGACUUUCAAGUUAUUAUUUUAUCUUAUUAUUAAGGAAUGAAUGUGUUUCCAUCGAGACCACAACAAUACGGAGUAACAAUAUGGGUUGGAUUUUUUAGUUGUGUGCCACUUACAUUAUACUGUGGGGUUCUGUACUAAAAUUUGCUAAAAAUUGAUUUGUAGAAGAUAAGUCUUCAUUUUAAAAGCUGGUGCUUCCACAUGUUUUUGCUAUUUCAAGCUUGUCAGAUGUAAUAAUAUUAUGAGUUGCAAUGAUGCAAACAUGUUUUACCAAUGCAGAUAAUACAGUACAAAAAAUCAUCUCUAGUUGAUAUUUUACUAAAAUAUAAUUUCACAGCUAGAUGGUUUGUUUUCUGAUCUUCUGUAACCCAAGUCAUUUCUAAUUAUUGAUUGGGCACCCACAGGAUACUUCUGGAUAAGUUCUGCACCAUUUUUAUCCAAUGAAAGACAUGAACUGUUGUUAGGGUUAAAUGUUACAUUGUGAUUUAAUAUCUAGUUCAUGGCUUCAUAUCUUUCAUUAGAUGGUACUGGUGCAGAAAUUGGAGUAUCAUAUGGGUACCCAAUCAUUAAUUAAGAUUACAAGACCAGAUUAGAAAACAAACCAUCUUGCUUCAAUCAGUUUUGCAGAUCAUUAUUUGCCCAGAAUUGGCAAGCAAGCUAUUUUCCACAAAUUCUCUGUGCCACUUGGAAAUUUGUUGUGCUGGUUGCAAAUUAAAGUGUUGGGCAGUAAAUCUUCAUAAAAUUGUGGUUUUGUUAUGUGUUCUCGUUACAAAGAAUUAUAUAUAUUAUAUAUUUCUCAACAUUCUCAACCAACACAUAUGAAAAUACUCUUGGCUAAAAAGUUUCCUUUUUACUUAUUUUUAAGAUUAAUGGAUCUUUGCGGAUCUUAAAACUCUUUUCUGGGGUGUUGGGAAUACUCUUAUCUGAAUCUUAUUAAAUUGUAUAAAUCUUCAAUGUCAUGUAUAGAUUUAAAAUAAAUAUGUCUUGAAAAGUAAA